Messenger RNA from Aspergillus nidulans FGSC A4, 656 nucleotides. RefSeq names its product putative transcription initiation factor TFIID subunit 13. Gene Ontology annotation, biological process: transcription by RNA polymerase II. The record is from RefSeq and is a predicted model, not a curated record. The transcript has 2 exons. Gene Ontology annotation, cellular component: nucleus. Gene Ontology annotation, molecular function: protein heterodimerization activity. Lineage: Eukaryota; Fungi; Ascomycota; Eurotiomycetes; Eurotiales; Aspergillaceae. The coding region runs from base 1 to 531 and encodes 176 amino acids.
AUGGCCGAACCUAGAGCCCGUGCCGCUAGGCACAAAGGGCAGAUGAACUUUCCAUCGGAAUGUUGGUUCUUCUUGUCUUCCCUGCGCCUUCUCCUCCUAGCCUAUGGCGAUCCAGCGCCUCAUCCGUCUUUUCCUUCCGAGCCCCUUCCUGAAACUGUCCGUGUGCUUGACGAAAUCGUCACAGACUUCGUGCUAGAGAUGUGCCACGGCGCGGCCCAGCACGCGAACUACUCGCGCCGGCAAAAGAUUAAAGUAGAUGAUUUCCGUUUCGCGCUGCGUCGGGAUCCGAACAAGCUAGGUCGUGUACAGGAGCUUCUGCGCAUGGAGCGUGAGCUGAAAGAGGCUCGGAAGCAAUUCGAUCAGAACGAUGACCAGGUUGGGAAUCUCAAGGAUGCUGCUGGGAAAAGAGGCCUUGACGAUAUAGGUGAUGGUGGGGACGGGAAGAAGUCGAAGGGGAAGGGGAAAAAGGGAGCUAGGCGGGACUCGGACGCUACUGAGGAUACGUCGAUGGCGAAGAAGCGGAAGGUUUAAGGAUGCAAGGGUGCACUGCCCGUUUAUUUUCGUCUGGUUUUCAUUCGAGGCGUCAGGGAUCAGGUUCUGAUAUUAACUUACUACACGACAUAACAUCUGCAUUGGACGGCGUUCAGUUUGGGGCG